Messenger RNA from Rotaria sp. Silwood1, 327 nucleotides. The record is from the annotation of a GenBank genome assembly. Lineage: Eukaryota; Metazoa; Rotifera; Eurotatoria; Philodinida; Philodinidae.
AUGGAUUCCUAUAUGCUUGUGUUGAUUUUGGCUAUGAUUUGGUUUUCAAUUGAUGCAUAUCCAUUUUACAAAACAUGGCCCAAAACUAUAGAUUAUAAUACGAUAACUGAUGCCGAUGAUGCUUAUAAUAGACUCCAUCAACUAUUGAAUGAACAACAAAAUCUAAAACAACAAUAUCCUAAAUUCAAUCGACUUUCAGAUUUGUUCUAUUUUCGAUAUGAACCUACCGAUAUGAAUGACUAUGACAAAUGGAAUAAUAAAUUAAAUGAUUAUUAUCAAUAUGAAUAUCCAACAGAAAAUGAUCGGGAUUAUAAUACAUUAACAUAA